This is a messenger RNA of Perca fluviatilis (European perch), 2779 nucleotides long. RefSeq names its product paired box 3b (gene pax3b). NCBI's taxonomy places the organism in Eukaryota, Metazoa, Chordata, Actinopteri, Perciformes, Percidae. Bases 406 to 1878 code for a protein of 490 amino acids. Gene Ontology annotation, biological process: regulation of transcription by RNA polymerase II; anatomical structure development. The record is from RefSeq and is a predicted model, not a curated record. Gene Ontology annotation, molecular function: RNA polymerase II cis-regulatory region sequence-specific DNA binding; DNA-binding transcription factor activity, RNA polymerase II-specific. The transcript is spliced from 9 exons.
GACUGUCUCCUCUCACUUUGAACCAGUGUCAACAAACAACAACAACAAUAUUUUCGUCCUAGCAGCAUCGCCUUGGCAACCUAAUUUCGAAAAUCUCGAAUACUGGCGAAUAAAACGGAGGAGACUGAGAAACUAAGUGUAUCAACAUCAAAAACAAUUACAUUUUCUUCUUUUUUUUGUCGUCACAUUUGACUCCUUAGAGGGUUGUGGCUGUCCAGGGAUACAUUGGUGCUCGGCUGUAGCCCGGGUGCGGCUAACUAAGGCUAACCGAGGCUAACCUUUCAGGAAGCUUCCUCACAGGAGAAAAAGGCGAUUUCAACGACGACCUCCUGCUGCAAACUCGGUGUUGGAGCAGCAGCCUCCCCGUUAGGAGGAGGUAUCGUUAGUCACUGGGGUGUUGGAGGUAUGACUGCGUUGGCGGGGUCAAUACCCAGGAUGAUGCGACCCACGCUGGCUCAGAACUACCCCCGCAGUGGCUUCCCACUGGAAGUGUCUACCCCGUUGGGUCAAGGCCGUGUGAACCAACUCGGAGGAGUUUUCAUUAAUGGCAGACCUUUGCCCAACCACAUCCGACAUAAAAUCGUGGAGAUGGCCCACCACGGCAUCAGGCCGUGUGUCAUCUCCCGACAGCUCCGGGUCUCCCACGGCUGCGUGUCCAAAAUCCUGUGCCGGUACCAAGAGACGGGCUCCAUCAGACCCGGGGCCAUCGGUGGCAGCAAACCCAAGCAGGGAACAACGCCGGACGUAGAGAAGAGAAUAGAAGAAUACAAGCGGGAAAACCCGGGUAUGUUUAGCUGGGAGAUUCGGGAUAAAUUACUGAAGGAUGGGAUAUGUGACCGCAACAACGUUCCUUCAGUGAGCUCCAUCAGUCGCACCAUGCGGAGUAAGUUCGGGGGGAAAGGCGAUGAAGAGGAUGAUGAAGAGGAAAUCGAGAGGAAAGAGUUGGAGGAGAACGACCGGAGGGCCAAACACAGCAUUGAAGGCAUUUUGGGAGACAGAUCGAGUCACUCAGAUGAGGGUUCAGAUGUUGAGUCUGAGCCUGAUCUGCCGUUAAAGAGGAAGCAGCGGCGCAGUCGGACCACCUUCACGGCAGAGCAACUGGAGGAGCUGGAGAGGGCCUUCGAGAGAACCCACUACCCUGACAUCUACACCAGGGAGGAGCUCGCCCAGAGGGCCAAACUCACCGAGGCCAGGGUUCAGGUUUGGUUCAGCAACAGGCGGGCGAGGUGGAGGAAGCAAGCAGGAGCCAGUCAACUGAUGGCAUUUAAUCACCUGAUCCCAGGGGGUUUCCCACCUUCAGCAAUGUCCAGCAUCUCCCCCUACCAGCUCUCUGACAGCCCCUACCCCCCCUCAUCUAUAGCACAAGUGUCAGAGCCCCCCAGCACGGUGCAUCGGCCCCAGCCUCUCCCUCCCUCCUCGGGCCACCAAGCCACCGGCGGUGGAGGGCAGGUAGAAGGAGGCUCAGCCUACUGCCUCGCCUCCGGACGCCACUCCUUCACGGGCUACUCGGACAGCUUUGGAGGACCGACCAAUCCCAUGAACCCUGCCAUAGGAAAUGGACUCUCUCCACAGCAGGUGAUGGGUCUGCUGAACCCUGGCGGUGUGCCACAUCAGCCCCAAGGUGACUAUGCCAUCUCCCCUCUGACGGGCGGCCUUGAGCCCCCUGCUGGCAUGGCCGCCAGUUGCAGCCAACGCAUGGAUCACAUCAAGGGCCUGGAGGGUCUCACCAGCGUUCCCUCCAUGUCAGCUCUGCCCUCCCUGCCUAGCUCCCAGUCCUACUGCCCCCCCUCCUACAGCUCACCGGGCUACACCGUCGACCACAUGGCGUCCUACCAGUACGGCCAGUACGGACAAAGUAAGGUGCCCUUUCUUAUCUGAGGCCUGAAAUCACCUGAUCAAGAGCUUCGGACUUCUCAGAGGGACAUUUGUGUGUACAGUGAUGGAAAUCUUGUAAUAUCCGGACCAAAAUUUAUUUAGCUACCAUUCACCAGGACACAUUCUCUACUGCAGGACAUUUUAUUAUUAAUUUUUGUUGGAGAAAUUGACAAAAUAAAAGAAGGGACCACAAGAAGGAAUAUCAGACCAAAAACUGUUGAUUGACUAUGAACAUUGCAUCAGAUGAACGGCAGCGAUGUCAGCGCUUAAUGAGGUUGGUGCAGUGGACCAUCUACAGUGCCAUGACGCGGCACUUUCCACAGGAAACUCUAGUGACCAAACACCAUUCGUGGACUCUGACCUGGGGGUCUUUGUGAGGACAGCAAACCCAAAUCUCUUCGUCAUAAUCUACCAGCCUUUGAGGCAAUGCUUGAAGAAACACGUUUACAUAUCUUAGGGCCACAUGAGUACAUAUGAAAUUCCAUGUAUCCCCUAAUUAAUCCCCAAAUUGUAUCUGCAGAAGGGGAAAAAGAAAAGGGCUUUGUUGAUUUUUUUUUUUGCAUUUAUUUGAGAUCUCUGCAUCCCACACAUGGAGAGAAAUUCCAGAGACAGAGAAAACAAACGUGAGGAAACAAAUCUGGGGUUUUUAUUGUAUCAGAAACUCUAAUGUACACCACAGCUGUACUGCAGUGAAAGUUCAUUCAAACAUUCCUCCUACCUCCUCCUACCCCCCCCCCCCAUCCUCUUGCCUUUCUGUCUCAUUGAUGUUUCGGACGGUGAGGCAGGGAUCCUGGCCUUUUGUAGUUUUAGAGAGGAACUCUGAGGAGGUCAGGGGGUGACUUUAGGGAAAGUGACAGAUGAGAAAGCAGUAGAGGAGGCUGGCGUAGAAGUGGCUUUAAAGGAA